Molecule: messenger RNA, 1964 nt
Organism: Cryptomeria japonica (Japanese cedar)
Lineage: Eukaryota; Viridiplantae; Streptophyta; Pinopsida; Cupressales; Cupressaceae
Product: cytochrome P450 750A1
Exons: 2
Coding region: 45-1604 (519 amino acids)
Molecular function (GO): heme binding; iron ion binding; monooxygenase activity
Source: RefSeq, a predicted model, not a curated record
UAUAUAUAUAUAUGUGAAGCACAGGAGAAUUAUAAGCAGAAGCAAUGGCUUUCUUGGAAAUUCUCGAAAUAAAGGCAGAACAACUUUCUAGCCAGAAAACUGCUAUAGGAUUAGCUUUCCUAGUCCUUGUGUGGGUUUUGUACCGCUUGAAGAAGAAUUCUAAGUUGCCUCCAGGGCCAACUCCAUGGCCUAUCAUAGGAAACCUCCAUCAGCUUGGGAGGCUUCCACACCGUAAUUUGUAUGAGCUGUCAAAAAAGUAUGGGCCUGUGAUGUUCUUGAGAUUCGGGUCUCUGCCCUGUGUGGUGGUCUCUUCUUCUGACAUGGCCAAGGAGUUUCUGAAAACUCAUGAUUUAGUGUUUGCCAACAGACCCUGUUCUGCUGCUGGAGAACACAUUGCUUACAACUACAAGAACUUGGGUAUGUCUUCUUAUGGUCCUUACUGGAGACACAUGAGGAAGAUAUGUGUGAUGGAGUUGCUGAGUGCAAAGAGAAUUGAGUCUUUUAGGUUUAUAAGGGAGGAGGAGAUUUCUCUGGCUGUGAGGUCUGUUUGGGAGAGAAGCAAGCAGGGGACUGUUGCUGUGAAUGUUAGCAAGACUUUCUUGGGCAUCACCUCAGCUAUAAUUUGGAGGAUGUUGACUGGGACAAGAUUUUCUGAUGAGGAUGUGAGUGGGAGUGGUGGUGAGCUCAGAGCCAUGGUGAGGGAGGUUACCAGCACUAUUGCUGCUGUUAACAUUGGGGACUUUUUUCCUUACAUAGAUUGGAUGGACCUGCAAGGCAUCAAGAAAAGGAUGAAGAAGGCCCAUAAUUUUUUUGACAGGAUUGUUGAAAGAAUUAUUGAGGACCAUGUUGAGCAGAGGAGAAGGGCUAUGGAUGAGAACAGGGAGUGGACUAAGGAUAUUGUGGAUGUGCUACUUGAUGUGCAAGAAUCUCAGAGUUUAGAGAUGGAAAUCACAAGAGAAAACAUCAAAGCAAUUAUCUUUGAUCUGUUCAUUGGUGGAAUGGAGACAAUGGCAACUACCAUGGAAUGGGCAAUGACUGCACUCUUCCGACACCCCAGGGUAGCCAAGAAACUGCAGGAAGAAAUUGACUCUAUAGUAGGGAAAGACCGCAUGGUAACUGAAUCUGAUCUGCCCAACAUGGACUACUUGCAAUGUGUGCUCAAAGAGUCCUUGCGACUAUACCUGCCAGGGCCAUUGUUGCUUCCACAUGAAUCUAGACAAGCUUGCACUGUACAGGGUUAUGUCAUACCUGCAAAAACAAAACUUUUUGUGAAUGCCUGGGCCAUUGCAAGAGACCCAACUGUGUGGGAAGAUGCAGAGGAGUUCAAGCCUGAAAGAUUCAUGGGCAAUAAGACUUUUGAUUACCAAGGGCAGGAGUUUGAUAUGCUGCCUUUUGGGGCAGGGAGGAGGAGAUGCCCUGGUGGGCAUAUGGCCAUGGGGCAGAUGUCCCUUGUCAUGGCUCAGCUCUGGCACUGUUUUGACUGGAGAGUUGACGGCAAUCCUGCUGAUUUGGAUAUGACUGAAGAAUUUGGAGCCACUGUGCCAAGAAAAUUCAAUCUUUUUGCCUCCCCUUCACUCAAAUUGUCCCCAGAGCUUCUAGGUUAGGUUUUAAUAUUAUUGUUUGGCAAGAUAGUUUCAAUCUUUGUUCUGUCCGAGCCAGCUGAAUCAGCAUUCAUCAUACUCGGAAUAGUGACUAGUUAAGUAUGAAUUUUAUAAUUAGAUGAAAGAUAUAUGUAGGACAAUUGGUUGUGCUCAGCUCAACCCAAGUCUUGUAGAAGUUCACCUUAAAAAGGAAAAUAUAUUUCUUUAAAAAGGAAGGAAAUUCCAAUGUCUCCACUCCCCAAGAUAUAAGAGAGUUCAGACAAGAAGGUUAGAUUGCCCAAAACUGUAAGCGAUAUAGAUUACAGCCAGAUUGUGAAAUGAGGGGCGGUCGGUCAUAUAUUCAUCCGUCCAAGUUUGAAAUAA